UGGUCUGCAAAGUCUCACCUUAAGCAAAGGACUCAUUGUUUGCAAGAUACGCAAUCACGAUGUCGAAGAACGUUCGUGAUUACAUUGACCAAAUUGGUCAGCCAAGUAGCUAAUUUGAUUUUCAGAUUGAUGACGCAAUGAGAAUCCGAGACAACCAGCGCCGUUCACGUGCACGGCGGAAGGACCUGAUUAAAGACUUGCAAACUCGGGUGCAAGAGUUCGAGUUGAAGGGAGUCGCUGCGACACAGGACAUGCAGCGAGCAGCACGCAAGGUUGCACAAGAAAAUGAGAGAUUAAGAACUCUGCUUGCUCGUCACGGGAUCUUGAAAGAAGAGAUUGAAUCUUUUCUCCUGUCCUGCGAGACGACAGGGAGGCCAAUUGAAUCGGAACCGCAGGUGAUGGGUGCAAGAAGCUCGGGUGCUCAAUACUUAUAUCCAAACAACCCUGGGCCACGUCUGAUACACACAAACUCCCUGAGUCCAGCCUGUCCACAAGAAUACAGUCCUCAUGCAUCACCGGUUCAACUAUCAAGGCGAACUGCGCAGAUUGCGAGGCAGGAGUCAGAACAGUCAAUUCGACCGAGCGGCCCAAUGACCAGAUGUGGCACAGCGACACAAUGCGGGUCCUACACAAAUAUCUCGACUCGUGCUGAAGUCGAGGCCACCAUUAUGUCACGGCCCGUGGAAGCUUGCAGACAAGCCGAGAGCUACUAUGCCAGUCCAAGUGAGACCGACUCCUCUCCACCACCAUCGAGACCACAAGAAAACCGGUCAGAACCCACGUAUGCGGAACACGCGCCAUCCAUUACACAAAGCCAAGCCUGUUGCCCUCCCCCAGGGCCACCAUUAGAGGUUGGCAUGGACGACGCAGGCUGCCCAAGCACGGCUGACUGCUUCUGUCCUCCAAUGAUAUCGGUGUCUCUACCAACGCACAAGGUAAAUCAGGGCAACGAUGAGAUAUCGUGCGAGACAGCCGCUACGAUAAUUGCACAGAUGCGAGGGGAUGGUGAUGACGCAGCUGCGCGAGCCUCGAUCGGGUGUGGCCCGGGACAAGUGUGCAGCAUCAAGAACUCGUUUCUCAUGCAGAUCAUGGACGAACGGUAGCAAGGCACUCUUUGUGUGCUUUUUUAGUAUUGGCGUACUGUAUAUUUUGCCUCUAGGCACGUCCGACCAGCCACCUGGUAAAAGGCAGCAUCAGGCAAAAAGAAUCAAUAAUCUCAUCUGGACACUUUGUACUAGGAUAGAGUUGUUCGGUGAUGGCCAUUCGGUAUUAGCUAUAACAAACAUGGGUUGGAUCCUACAAAACGUCAAGUGGCUGGUCAGACAUGACUGUGUGCAGCAAAAGCUCUAGUGGCAAGCAAGUUCUCCGACAAUUAGCACGACUACGGCUAUUCUACGUCAGACUUUACGUAUCCCUAGACGCCAAUACUCCGUGUACUCGAGAAUGUAAAUAAAUGUUUUAACGUUAACCC
Molecule: messenger RNA, 1471 nt
Organism: Boeremia exigua
Lineage: Eukaryota; Fungi; Ascomycota; Dothideomycetes; Pleosporales; Didymellaceae
Exons: 1
Coding region: 138-1103 (321 amino acids)
Source: RefSeq, a predicted model, not a curated record